GCAAAUAUGGUACGCACAAAGCAAACAGCACGUAAAUCGACCACUGGCUACGCAGAGAAUUGUUUAAGGGCGAAGCAACGUGCGCACUCAUCUUCGGUCCCGCCGCCUGAACCUAUUCCCUUUUCUGUCUAUGCUGACUUGAGGCUGGAGCUCGACACUAUCCAAGGGAAGUAUGACAGGCUCAUGGAGCGCAUUGAGGAGGUUUAUUCGAGUGAUCAUAUCAUGGGUGACGGACCUAAGGAGAAGACCAUCUCUAGGCUUGAGUCAUUGAUCCAGGUGGCCACAUCCAGGUUGGAGAAGAUGCCAGUACACCGUGACCGGUCCAGCCAGCUCACUGUGCAGAUGAUAGCGGAUGAACUUAGGAGCAUGGUCAAGAUGCUGCGUGAGGACACGACCCCUAACAUCCCUAGGACCCGUGAGGAGGAGACCGAGGAGGAGGACGAGGACUAGAGGACGUGACCUUUAGUUGCUUAGGCUGUUU
Molecule: messenger RNA, 481 nt
Organism: Daucus carota subsp. sativus
Lineage: Eukaryota; Viridiplantae; Streptophyta; Magnoliopsida; Apiales; Apiaceae
Exons: 2
Coding region: 7-450 (147 amino acids)
Source: RefSeq, a predicted model, not a curated record